Messenger RNA from Diorhabda carinulata, 8765 nucleotides. Its product is annotated as matrix metalloproteinase-2-like. The coding region runs from base 317 to 2446 and encodes 709 amino acids. The transcript is spliced from 10 exons. Gene Ontology annotation, molecular function: metalloendopeptidase activity; zinc ion binding. Gene Ontology annotation, cellular component: extracellular matrix. NCBI's taxonomy places the organism in Eukaryota, Metazoa, Arthropoda, Insecta, Coleoptera, Chrysomelidae. The record is from RefSeq and is a predicted model, not a curated record. Gene Ontology annotation, biological process: extracellular matrix organization; collagen catabolic process; proteolysis.
AGUCGCUCGCCAAGCGUCAACGAGGAUGCGAGCACGGCUGGCAAGCAAAGACAUUAUUAGUAAACGCACGUUGAGUGGCCGGUCGAUAACAAUAAUUAUUGUGUCAAAACCUUUAUACGCAAGUUCUACGAAAAAAAUGGGCAAAGAAAAAAACCGCUCUUAGGAGAAUUUGUGUGGUUUUUGUCGGCUUUGUAUCUAUAUAAAAUGAUUAUGAUAAGAGAUUAUUCUUUUAGUAAUAUUAUUAAUUGAUGAUUCGCGAAGCGCUCGUAAUUAUUUAUACCUUUUAUGACUGAUAACUUUUUGUAGAAUUUGUAAAAUGUGUCUGUGUAACAGCAGUUAUUGUGCUCUUUCCAAAAUGUGUUGGAAGUGGUUUCGAAGUGUUUUUGUUAUAGUAGUGUUUUGUUGUUGUUUUCAUAACGUUAACAGUAACGCUAAUUUUACUAGGAUUAAAAGAGAAGCCCUCAGUGAAAGUUUGGAAGUCUAUCUAAUGAACUUCGGUUAUAUGGAGAAGUCAAAAGAUGGCGCUUUCGCUUUACGAACAGAAGAGUCCAUUCAAAAUUCGCUGCGCGAGUUACAAGAGUUCGCUGGUAUACCGGCGACCGGCCGCUUAGAUAAUAGAACGCUAAAGUUAAUAAAUACGCCGCGGUGUGGCAUGCCCGACAAAGAUUUUAGAACGAGAAGAAAAAGAUUCACGGUACACGGAACUAAAUGGCCUUACACGGAUCUCACUUGGAGUGUGAGAAGCAGAAAUGUGGACAAUUUAAACCUCGACGAUGUCCGAUUUGUUAUUUCAAAGGCUUUGCAAGUCUGGUCGAAACAUUCUCGUCUGGAAUUCACGGAAGUUGACAGCGACAAGGCAGAUAUAUUGAUCUAUUUUCAUAGAGGUUCGCAUGGAGAUAAUUUUCCAUUCGAUGGCCCCGGAAAAGUUUUAGCUCACGCCUUUUUUCCAACAGGAGCUAGAUCAAGCGUAGAAGUUCAUUUUGAUGCGGAUGAAAAAUGGACAACGAGCACUGAUAGUGAUGAAGGAACCAAUUUGUUCAAUGUUGCGGCUCACGAAAUUGGACACUCGUUGGGAUUGUCUCAUUCUAACGUUGAAAGUGCAUUGAUGUACCCAUGGUAUAAGGAAAUGGAAAAUGGUUAUGAUUACGAAUUACCUGAUGAUGAUAAACAAGCUAUACAAGUCUUGUAUGGAGCUCCAGACUAUCGAAGCAAAUGGGCUAAAAAUCCUGAAUACCACCCCGUGCCUACAACAACUACAACCACGACGACCACUACAACUACAAGACCAACAAGACCGACACAACGACAUAGAAGGCCGCAAGAUCCCAGAGAUCCAUACGGACAUUAUCCAUAUCCGUAUCCGACAUAUCCACCUUAUUAUCCACAAAAACCGAUGAACCCGAAUAAAAAACAUUAUCCUACGCCAUAUCAUCCUGACUGGAAGAAGUAUCCAAAAACUUAUCAACCAGAAGUACAUCCCACAAGAAGAUAUCCGCCAGAAACAUCCCCGCCCAGGAAAUCACCACCAAGGACUUAUCCUCCACGCACGUACCCACCGAGAACAUAUCCUCCUAGGACGAAUUCCCCAAGAACAUACGCACCAAGAGCAACUGAAAGGAAUUACCCAAUUAAUACACCACUAUAUCCAACUCGGUCUACUCCCAAACCACCACCAGACACUUGUAAUACAAGCUAUGAUGCUAUUUCUGUCAUUAGGCGAGAAGUUUUCAUUUUCAAAGACGCAUAUUUCUGGAGAAUUGGAGACAAUGGCCUGAUGGACGGAUACCCGGCUUUGAUAAGGCGACUCUGGCAUGGUUUGCCUGAUACUUUGACACAUGUUGACGCAGUUUAUGAAAGAAAUGAUGGCAGAAUUGUUUUCUUCAUUGACGAUCAAUAUUAUGUAUUUUUAGAUAAUCAUGUAGAAAGCGGAUAUCCAAAACCUUUAACCCAUCUGGGUAUUCCAAGAGAAAUAAAAAAAAUCGAUGGAGCAAUGGUUUGGGGUCACAAUGGUAAAACAUAUUUUUACAGCGGCAAUUUAUACUGGAAAUUCGAAGAAGAGAUACAAAGAGUUGAAUUAGAUUAUCCUAGGGACAUAUCAAUGUGGAAAGGAGUUGGUACGGAUAUUGACGCGGUGUUCCAAUGGAAAGAUGGUAAAACGUAUUUCUUCAAAGGCAAAGGUUUUUGGAAAUUUAACGAUUACCACAUGCGCGUUCAAGACGAUGAACAAAAAUUAUCUGCUCCAUUUUGGAUGGGAUGCACUACCAAUUAUGAAAAUAAAAACGACCAAAAUAAAAAUACCAAAGAAUAUUCUGAUGAUGGUUAUACCCAAGACAAGUUAGGUGAAAAAAUGCCUUUGAGGGGCGCUUCCAGUGGCGUAUCCUUGACAACAUCAAGUAGCUUUAGUGCUUUAAUUUUAACAGUUUUUUAUAUUGUUUAUGCAGGAUGACGUCUUUAACUGUAGUAUAUUGUCAAAUUGAAUGAACGAUCUUUUAAUUUUUUUCCAGCAGAUACCAAUCUUAAUUUUAUUGAAUAGUUCAAUUCGGGUAAAAAUUAGGAUUUUCCCAUCACACAUGGAUAUGUGGAAUAAAAUGUGUUGCAAAAAGACAAUUACGUCACAUAGGAAGUAAGAGAAAGAAGUAUAUUAUGAAAGGAACAGAAAGAGAAUAUGGACAAAUACUUCAAUAAGUCAAGGUAGUUAAGGUUUAAUGAAAAUAUUAAGACAAAAAAACAAUAACACUGCGAAAUGCUGUACAUGAAUUCCAAAAAAUCCAACUUUCACAAAAUUCAAGAAAACAAACAGAAUUUCCAACAGAAAAAAAGAGUAUAAUUGCAUAUGCUGGCCAUAUUGAUGUUGUAGCAAAAGACAAAAGGUCUUUAAUAGAAAUAAUCUCAAACAUGAAAAAGAGUUAUGAAUAUCCAGAAUCUGCUUGAAAAUAAAUCUCACAAAAUUUGGAAAGAAGAAGCUUGGAAAACUCUGAGGAUGAUGAGAAGUAUAUAUUACCGACCGAAUGACGGUUCAAAUUAUUUUUGAGGAAAUAUAUAGAAUUCUUGGAGACGAUAUGAUCACGUAAGUACAGUGCGGUUGUGAGAAAAAGAUAAACAUAUAAGAAAUAAUGUUUUGAAAGAUUAAAAGUGAGUCCUGAAAUUUAUAGAACAUAUACAAACAAACUUGUUGCUAUCAUAACUGGUAGCGACUCAUUCAGGACAAGCUAAAAAAUAAAACAAAUAUACAAAGGAAAAUCGAAAUUUUAGGGACCUACCACAAUGCAUUAGUCCUUAAAGCUUGACCUGAAUGUUUUGCCACAACUAAACAUCAAUUAAAACAGUAUUUGCACUCACUAAUAUCUAAAAAUCGUUUUAAUAACUUUAAAACUGAUUAAUAGUAUUUAUUUUCCGAAAAGUACUCCUGUACUUCAUUUUUGAUACUCACCUAGUCAACAAAAUAUACUACUCCUCUAAUUUAGGGUCUUAUUGGAUAAAGAUUAAGGAGAGCAAUGAAAUUUGAUAUUUAAAAAUUAGACGGCAUUAAAAACUUCAACCACAUAUCCUUGGCAAAUGGUGAACCAUAUUUUUAUCCAAAUUUUUUUCACCGCCUUUCAACGAUGUAUCUAAAUAGUACUACUACUAUGACAUUAUUCCUAAUACAAUGCUCAUAAUAUAGCAAUUGAUUUGAAUUUUAAAAUGAAAGUAGAUGAAAAUGAUCUUUCUCUUCCUAUUUCUGAAUUUGGCAAAUAUUCGUAUAAAAAGUUAAAGACUGAAUCUAAUAAACUCUUUUCUAAAUAAAAAUAUAAAAUCCCAACUGCCGAUACAGUCGAUGUUAUCAAGAUUUUGUGAUAUAAAUUUUUUUGUAAUUGAAUAACAUUAUUUAAUUUUUUUAUUUUAAGUAGGUUUUUAUUUUUUAUUUUAAGUACCCUAGAUUUGGAUAGUCUCAUUUGUGUUCCACCAUUUCAUAUUAUUCCUUUCUAGUUUUGGAUUUCUCCACAAUAUUAGAUCAAAACAACGCUUACUACUUUUUCAGGUAUCUCCAUACUCAUCUUAAUAAACUCAAAAACUUUGCGUAAUUAGCAUAUUGUGUCUACCAAAAGUAUGAAAUGAACUUUUAUGUCCCAACUUUGGAACAAUUUUCAGAAAGUCCAUUUUCAAAAAAACAUAUCAUGCAGUAUGACGCCUGCUUGCAACAUCAUCGAAAGAUUUAAUAAAAGUUUAUUAUUCUCUAGUCAUAAUUAUGCUUCUUCUAGGGUUAUUAACUGUUCUUAACGAAACCAAUCGUAUUAUUCGGGACUUUUAUCUUUGUAACUACAAUUGCCAUUAUUAUAACCUUUUUUCUGCUCUGUUCACUUCUCCAUGUCUAUAUUUCUAUAUUUGUAUGACCCAGUCAAAAAGUUCCACGUUUCCUUAGGUAAACGUAACAAUAAAUUGAUACUAGUAGUCUAAGAUCUAAGUCUAAAUCGACAUUCACCGAGCUGAUGAUAGAAUAAAACUUAUUUUAUAAUAAAUUUAUUGGAAAAUAUAUUAAUAAUAGGUUGUCUAAAAAAAUCCUGAACAGAAAAUUCCUAAUUAUUUAAAAAAAAAUGAUUUUUCAUUAAAUUAACAUCAAGAUAAUAUGAAAAGUUUAUACAUCGGUCCUUUAUUAUUACACGGUAUUCGCGCAAAUUACGAAGGGGGCGACAUCUGUGAAUUUCUUUUAAACUUCAAUAGAGUUGAACAACAAAACCAGAAUACGAACUAAUAUUGUUGUUUUAUAAACAAUAGUAAGUGUUAUUUGGAAUUUUAGCCUAAAUAUUGAAAUAAUAUAUCCUGGGAUGAAAACAACCACACAUCCAAAAGAUGCAUUUCGAAAACAAUAAAAACGUGAUGAAAGUUGUACUAGUUGUUAAAAUCCUAUACUAGUGGCCAAUAAAACUCUUGUGCAACUUUUUGGUAGUUUCGUAUAUAUAGUCACGUCUCUUCCUCCCGUUCUUACAUUGCAUUUCCAAUCUUUAACUACAUCAUUUAGAUUAAUUUUUAUCUCAUGGGGCUGGGAAGUUGACCUGACGUCUGUAGAAACAAACUUAAUGGUUUUUGAAUUUGUUCCUUCUAGGCCACAUAAUAUGUAUGCCGCACUUUAAAAACUGCUUCACAUUCUAUUAGAUGUCUGCUUCUGAGUCAAAUAUAUUUUAUGAUGUUAAAAAAAGUUACUUCAAUUUUCGUCAUUUUUAGACAGAUUCUUAAACACAACUUUUUGUUAUAACCACACAAACAAACAAAAACAAAUAAAGAAAUUUCUACUUUGAUCACUAAAAACACAUAAUAAUUGAAAAUAUUCUGUACGGGAUGUUUUAGACAACCUAUUUUUAAUAUAUUUUCUAAUAUACUAAAUUUAUUAUAUAUUAAGUUUUAUUCUAUUACCAGCUCAGUGAAGGUCGAUCCAUUCAUGAUCAAAAACAGGAGAAACUUAUUUGGGCUUCUAAAAGUUAUAUCACCCAAGAAUGCUCAAUAGAGAGUUGAUAAUAUUAUAUCAUAUUUUGUUUACAUAUUGUAGCUUUUUUUAUAUAUUCCUAAAGUACUGUUUCUAUAUUAUCUUCUGCUUCAAAAAUACAUUUGAAAUAUCUCUCGUCCUACCUCAUUUUGAAAUAAAAUUAUCUAAUAUCAAAAGAUCUCUUUUCGUCUUUGGUCUUUCAAAGAUUCAGGAUAGUAUCUGAUGUAUAACACUAGUUACAAAUUUGCUUAGAGAUAACCUGAAGCAGUUUUUAAAUUCGUUUUUUUUCCUCUUAGUCAUUUCCAUGUAGCUAUCCAUUUUACUGCUUUGCUCAUUGUAUUUCUGAAUUUCACUUAAUUAUACCACUAUGUUUGGGCUCUCUUUUUUUAAUUUCAAUGGCAAAUAUUUCCAAUAACAUAAAUGUAUUUUCACAGUCAGAGAGAAAUUGAAGGCAGAUAUAUUUAGGAUUCAGGUACUAAUCCAGACUCACUAAGAAUUGGAUGAGUCGUUUGUUGUUUUCAGGUGUAUUUACAGAUUUAUUGUGCUGUUUAUUUCUAGAAAAUCAAUCAGCAACACCAAACAUGAACUUAUUCAAAAUGUUUGUAACCUAUAUGGUUACAAUUUCACAUUUUUGUUUAAUUUGGGUUCUCAUAUCUACGUUUAUUUUCGAAACUAGGUAUUUUAAUUAUCAAAUAUAAAAUGAUGUAGUUUAGAUUUUUGAACAAGUGGGAAAAUUAUUGAAAAUCGCUCUACUAAUGGUGGGACAUGAUUUUUAAUAUUAAAAUGCUUAAAUUACUGUGAUAUAAAUAAUAUAUUAGUUAUGCUUUUUGAAUUGCAAACAAAAAACACUCCAAUCUGUAUUCUUUUUUUUAACUUUCAAUUAUUUUUUACUCAAUUAGUUAAAUUUGGUACUUAUAGAUGUAGUUCAGAAAUAAAUCUACCCAUGUUUAAUAAAAAUGGAUUUCUUUAUGUAAAGGAGUACAUAAAAAUAUGGUCACUAUCCAGAACACGUUUUAAUUGUAAGACAAUAAUGAAUAUAUUUUUGUAGUCAUUACUUAUUUUUAGCUAUUUUUUCGUUUCAAAGCCAAAUUUUCCAAGUAUUUUUGUUAUGGAUCUUAUUCUUUUGCCGCGUACGUAAUGGAUGUAGGCGACUUACUUCUCAGAUCAAAGUAAUCUACGUACAGUUUAACGACGGAUUCGAACUUCUUUGUUUAGAAGCAAUUUACUGUAAUGUUCUGUUAUUGUCAGAUAAGUGGAACCUCUGUUUUCAAUAUUGUCUGCAUCUGAGUCGUUUGGUUGAUAAACAGCACCAUCUUACGACACGUCAUCCUAUGAAUAGAUAUAAAAAGAAAUCAUCAUCAGAAACCUCAAGAGAUUAUUUUGAAACUUAAGUACCAUAAUUUAUAUAUCUAAUUCUUACAAUUUCCUAUUAAUACAGUUCAAAUAAUAUAUACAAAUAAAAGAAGUCUAUAAUGCACUAGAUUUAGCAAAAUCAGAAAUUUUAUGAAAAACGAUUAGCAUAAAACAUUGAUAUCUUUCUUUUGAACUGGAAUUUCACAGGAAAUACAAUGUUACAAGUGGUAAGGGGUAUCUGCUUUAAAGUUUAAAACAUUUCCCAAGAGUUUUUUUCCCAAAAAUCAAGAAAAAUGGAAUUUUAAACAACACCUGUGAUAUGUUGAGAAAUAACUGACGUUUUUUUGAAAAAUAUAUACCACGUGUAGGUACUUUGAUUUUUUAAUUCAGAACAUUUUGUGAAAGGAAUGUUUAGCCAACAGCUUUAGAAUUUAGUACUUCCAAUAUUUACAAGGAUAUAUUUACACACUAGCAGUAUUUUAGUUGAUUUCAAAUGUAUUGAACAUUUCUUGCGAGUUUGUAUUUUGUAUAUCUUUUGAUAUAAAUAAAGUGGGUCCUUUAGAGACCUUUUUCAAUAUAUAAUGUCUCCAGACCUUAUCACUUAGUUCGAAGCUCGUAUAGAAAGCGAUUGUGAAACAGUUGUAACUGCCUACAAAUAAAACAAUAUUGGAAAUGAAAGAAGGUACCUCGAUUGUGCGACUUCGUCGAUGUUUAUAUAACUUCACGCUCGAAUUACACUCACGAUAAAACAGUAGAGCUCAGAUGUUUAUUUUUUCUAAAGACUAAAGUUUUAACCUCCACAAAGGUUUGGGAAGUAGAUGCAAAAAUUAUAUUGAAGAAAAUCCUCCGUAAACGCCUACAUUACUCAGCAAAAUUUUCCAAUUGUCUUUCACACUUUGAUUACUUCAUUCUCAACUUUCCACAUAUAAACAGAUAUUUGUAACUCUGUACCAAUAAAAUAAUAAAAUAUUCUUAACCGCACUAUGAGCGAUCUUUUUUUUGAAGAGGCCUAAUUUGAAUGUCUAUGUUCUCUCAAAACUACCCAAACUUUGUAUUCCCAAAUUUACACCAGUCCUUCUCAAAUAGUGACAUCUUACUAAUGACUUAAUCCAAAAAUAUGUUUAACAAUCCGUGACAUGAUAUGUCUUGUGUGUGUUUUUCAUGUUCAGGAUUCUAAUAUUGCAAUAGAUCUUAAGAAUCUUAUAGUUCUUUGGCUUCCAAUUAUAUAUAAUUUAUAUUAAAAGUGUUGUUAUUUUUCAAACACAGUUAACAUGCAUCACAGUUUUUUGUGAAAAUGACAGAAAUUUAGAUUUUGAAAACUUACAAUUGUUACUUGUUGAAAUAGUCACUUCUUAGGUAAAAAUUAUAUGUCUUUACGUUACAUUUAUUUCUCAAUUGUACAAUUCACAUCAUUACCAUUGACCACAAUUAUAGUGUAAGCUUUACAAUUCAAAGAGUAUCCUUUGGUUUCCUUCCCAACUUCUUGAAACAACUUUUGAGUGGCUUUAUUGAAUACUUAUGUAUGUAGAAUUGUUCUUUCAUUCUAUGGAUGCUUUUCAAAAUAUCUGCUCAACGGAUAAGUCACUUUUUUAGUGGUUAUUCGCUCCAAUCAAAAGAUACCGUAACAUUAUCCGUAUUGCGGAAACAAAUAAAAAUUGGUUGCAGGUAAAAAUUUUGUGUGGAGAUAUUUUGUUUCAUUAUUAACUCUUGAGUAUUGUGACAAUACCUUAUAUGUAAUACUCCUAUAUAGACAGUUGGUAUGGGGAAAAACGUCCCUAAAAUAUUAAUUUUCUCUCUCAUUCGAGACACUUUACCAUGUGAGAAUGUGCAGAACCAAGCUGGAACCUCUGAGGAUAGAGAAAUCCUUGCCAUUCUGUCUUCCGGAAGAGUUUAAAACUUAUAGAAACUGUCCAUAUAGAAGUAUUACAUGUAAGGACAAAACACGUUCCAAAAA